UAACUCUAUUGUGGUAAUAACCUUCUAUGGUCACAGGUCACAGAGCCUUUAUGACGUUGAAGAGUUGAAGAGAACUUUUGACCCAAUCUCACUCUGUUGGCAGGUUAUGGACAGCGUGUUAUACAGCCGACACCCACAUGGCCCAGAGUAAAUGAUAGAGCUUUUUAUUGUCAGCUGUAGCCUCUUGUCAAUUCUAGUCUAGCUAGCUAGAUGCUUUGCUGUUGUUGGAAUGGACCGCCGCGCCAGUAGACGACACCCCGCUCGUGCCCGUAGUGGAGGAGCUCGAAGAUCGAUUAGUCAACGACAGCAGCAACCCGCUUUUGCGGACGACCAAGAUGACGAUGAUCACGACGACGGCGAAGUGGUGCGAGGAGGCGGCAGUGCUGCUGCUGUGCCUGCCUAUGCCCAAGAUGACUAUGAUUCCGAAGGAGACGACAACAAUAACAACGAAGAAGACGACGAGGAAGACGAUGACGACGAGGAAUAUAAUCAACGUGGGAGACGAUUGACGGCUGGAGGCGAUUUGCGCUAUUCCACUGGUUCCUACUUGCCCACUGCCUAUGGCGCUCCCGGUGGACCGGAAGCCGCCUUGGCGUUGGGAGUACAACCAUCUCAACGAGAACGAUCGGUAGACCGAAUUCGCGCCCGAUCCAGAGAUCGACGAAGAGAUAUUUCCAAAGAUCGCCACAGUCAACGAGAUCGAUCGCGCAGUUCAUCGCAGAGUCGCAACAGCAACACUGGCGGCGGAAAUAAUAAAGCCAACGAUCGAGCGGCGCAACGGAGACGCGAUCGCCGCGCUUCCCUGGAAAUGUCGCUGGGAACGAUGAGUAUGGAUGACAGUGCCUCGAGUUUUGAUCAAGCGUCAGUCUAUUCGACAUCCAAUGAAUCUUCGUUUUCACUCAUCAACGGAAUGGACAGCAGUUUCUCACAAAGUCUAUCAGCAGAUGUCGGCAGUAAUACGGAUCCCAAACGACGGGCGCGAAAAGGAGGGCGACCCGGGAAUCUCGCGUCCAGUUCGAGAGAUUCCACUUCCACUGAUUAUACCAGCGACCGACGACGACAUGUCUACAAAUCUGGCAAAGCAUCCAAGACGUGGGAUGGAAGAUUGGAUCAUGUUUUAAAUUUGAGGAGAGGUGGACGUCCUACCGGUGGUGGAGAUGCAGGAGGAGGAGCAGCUCAAGCACGGUCCUUGUCUCCCGGUGCCACUGGUGGAAAGGAAAAACGAGGUGGAAAGCGAUCUGGUGCCUCUGCGAGGUAAAAACAGAUCGCUUGCUUCAUUCAAACUACUAUACAAUUGCUGGAUUCGUUCCUAUUUGAUUCGAUUCCAUUCAAAAUAUGUGGAGCGUAAACCUAUGGCCGGAACUGAAUGAUGGACCUAUUUUUUGGACAUGAUAGAUUUGUUCUUCUUCGGAGAACAAUGUAACGUACUGUUUUUCCUGUAUUAUUUCCACGUGUGUGGUGUACUCAAGUGUAAUUUAGGAAAGCUUGAUCCUGCUUGGAUGGCAACUUGCCA
This is a messenger RNA of Seminavis robusta, 1513 nucleotides long. NCBI's taxonomy places the organism in Eukaryota, Bacillariophyta, Bacillariophyceae, Naviculales, Naviculaceae. The record is from the annotation of a GenBank genome assembly.